Molecule: messenger RNA, 5924 nt
Organism: Corticium candelabrum
Lineage: Eukaryota; Metazoa; Porifera; Homoscleromorpha; Homosclerophorida; Plakinidae
Product: unconventional myosin-XVI-like
Exons: 31
Coding region: 64-5814 (1916 amino acids)
Cellular component (GO): myosin complex
Molecular function (GO): protein binding; ATP binding; cytoskeletal motor activity
Source: RefSeq, a predicted model, not a curated record
ACAGAGCAGCGAAUAGUGUCAAGUGCUACGAACAGUGUCAAGUGACCUGUCAUACAAGUCGGGAUGGAGAUCGAUCAAGCGCUUCUAGAAUCCCUGCCAGCCGAGCAGAGGCAAAAGUUGGUGAAACGCAUGAGACAGGAUCAGAUCAGACGAUACCAUGAAAGAGAAAAGUCAAUAAAUGAUGAUAAUUCGGCCGGUUCGACGAAGCCCGACAUCAAACGAGGCAGGAAAACGGUUCACUUCAACACGACUUACCUUCUUCAAGAUGCUGUGAGCAACUUCGACGAGGACGAAGUGUCUCGCCUUCUGAAAGAGGGUAGUGAUCCGAACUCGCCGAUUGGGAAUGGCACGACGCUGUUGCACUUGAGUGCGACUCACGAUUGUCCAGCCGCCGCCCGAGCGUUGAUCGCCGGCGGAGCGCGUGUCGACGCCCGAGACGGAGACUGGUGGACUCCAUUGCACAUUGCUGCGUCGCACAACUGCAUCGAAAUGUGUCAGCUGUUCAUUUCGAACAAUGCCGAUCCGUCUCUACUGGACGUCGACGGAAAUUUCGCUUGCGACCACGCUGAAGGCAACUGCAAAGAAAUACUACUCGACUACAUGAUACAAAGAGGAAUCGAUCGGUCAACCAUGAAGCAUCUUCGUAUGGCCGUCGCAAAGAUGAUGCUGACCGACGUCAGUGCGAAGAUCGACGAAGGAGGCGACGUGAACGCAGCGGACGAACACGGAGCAACAGCUCUGCACAUUGCGUCGGCCAAUGGCUACAGGACGGUGACACAGUUGUUGCUAAGGCAGAGAAACAUCAAAUUGAAUGCUGCAGAUGACGCCGGCUGCACGCCUCUGCAUUUGGCGGCCAAAUGGGAUCAGGCGAGGAUUGUCAGAAUGCUGUUGAAGCGCGGAGCGUAUCCCCAUGCCAAGAAUGAUAAUGACGAGACACCCUUGGAUCUGGCGGGUUCAGACGUCAUUCAGGAAAUGUUGAAGGAGUCCGAAGCUAUGACGCCUCAAACAGAAGACCUUCCUCCACCUCCUUCUCCAGGAGUAGUUGGUGAGGAGGAUGCCUAUGUUUAUGAUGAUACUGACAGAGUGAGAAGCAAUAGCAGAAACCUGAGACGGCGUUCACUCUCUAAGCAAGAAGAAUUGUUUGAAUUCCAAACUCUCUUAAGCAGCGAGACUCUAGAAAUUAUUGAAGUCCAAGAUAGGGAGUUGGCUUCGUAUGAUGCAAUGGAUCAUCUCAAACCAGAAGACAUGACUAUUAAUAUAAUGCCAGCUGCCCCCAAUGACGACUUAGCAACUCUGGCAGAGCUAAACCAGGACAUUCUGCUACAUGAACUAGAAAGCCGAUAUGGCCAGGAUCAAAUCUAUACCUACCUUGGAGAUAUUCUUGUUGCCAUCAACCCAUUUAAGCCUUUGCCUUACUACACAGCAGGGACUAGCUUCAUGUAUUCCAAGAUGAAGAUGACAUCAUCUAUUGCUCCUCAUGUGUUUGCUGUGGCUGAAAAAUCAUUUCGGUCUAUGUUGGCUGAAGGACGGUCACAGUGUUGUGUGAUCAGUGGAGAGAGUGGCGCUGGAAAGACGGAGUCAAGCAAGUUCCUUCUUCAGCAUCUGUUGUCAAGAGCAGAAAGUGAGGAGACAGGAUUGAACAGGAAAAUUAGACAGAUGGGGCCACUGCUGGAAGCGUUCGGUAAUGCUGCUACAGAAAUGAACGACAACAGCAGUCGGUUUGGAAAGUACCUUGAGUUGCAUUUUAGUAAAAGUGGUGUUGUACUUGGAGCAAAAUUGAGAGAAUACAUGUUGGAGAAAUCUCGAGUUGUUUACCAAGUUAAAGGAGAACGCAAUUUUCACAUCUUUUACUACAUGCUGGGUGGACUACCACCGGAUGAGAAGCAGCAGUAUUCUUUGCAGGCCGCUUCAUCUUACCGAUGUUUGUCUAUGAGUGGUACAUCAUUGGACUUUCUGAACAAAGAGGAAUCAUGGGACAAACUGGAUGAAGUGAGGACUUCACUUCACGCCAUUGGUUUUACUGCAGAGGAUGAACAGAACGUCUUGACGCUGCUGUCUGCUGUUUUGCAUAUUGCCAAUUUGUCAUUUGUGUCAGGGGAUAAAACAGGUGACAAUGCUGAGAUUGAAAAUCCCGAUGUCAUUGCAACAGUGGCACAGUUACUGAGUGUCAAUGUAGAUGAGUUAAGCAAGUCUCUGAUCAGCGAGGCUACAGUUACUCGAGGAGAACAGAUAAUUCGUAAUUUAAAUGUUGUUCGAGCAGCAGACUGUCGUGAUGCACUGGCUAAAGCUGUUUAUGGCAAAUUGUUUGCGUGGAUUGUAAACAGCAUAAAUCACUUACUCCAGGAGCCAGAGGAGUGCUCCAAAGUGAACAUUCUUGAAAUCGGUAUUUUGGACAUAUUUGGUUUUGAGAAUUUUGAGCACAACAGUUUUGAGCAGUUGUGCAUCAACUUGGCAAAUGAGCAACUUCAAUUCUUUUUUAAUAAUUCGGUCUUUGCUAUGGAGAGAGAUGAAUGUCAGAGAGAAGGAGUCAGUUUAGUCAACGUGGAUUUUACAUCCAAUAAACCAGUUUUGGAUUUGCUACUAGAGAAACACACUGGUGUACUGGCUCAGCUUGAUGAAGAGAGUCGUUUCCCUCGGGCAACAGACCAGACUCUUGGCACCAAACUGCAUAAGACUCAUGCAAAGAAUGCUCGCAACAUAUAUCUUUGUCCUCGAGAUGGUGGAGCAUCCUUUAGCAUCAUUCACUAUGCUGGUCGGGUACAGUACGAUCUCACUGGUUUCCUUGACAAAAAUCGAGACACACUGGCUGGUGGAGUUGCCUUGACAAUGAAGACAAGUGGGUCGUUAGUGCUUCGUGAGAUGUUUCAAGCACGAAUGACCAGGACGGGAUCAUUGAUGCCAAGUGCCAAACAGCGUCAGUCAAGAAAGUCUUCCCGGUCCCCUUCUCCUUUCUCUUUCUUCAAAAAACGAAUUGGUGAAAACCAGAAGAAGAAAGUGCAGAAACAACCAUCAUACAACACAGGCAGUUUGAGGGCUCCAACAACUUUAGCUUCUCACUUUAGAAAUUCUUUGAAUGAACUUAUGGAUAAGAUGACUUCCUGCUCUUGUCACUUUAUCAGGUGCAUCAAGCCAAACUCUCGCAAGGCAUCUGAUGCAUUCACUGUUGAUCAUGUGCUUGCUCAGCUUCGGUACACAGGCUUGUUGGAAACUACACGGAUACGAAAGCAGGGCUACCCAACUCGUUUGCCAUUUGAAGAGUUUCUUUCCCGAUAUGUUGCUCUCCAACACAUUGUAAUGUCCAGCAAAAGUUUGCUUUCGACUGCUGCACAGUGUCAAGCAAUUCUAGAAUAUGGAGGGCUAAAAAAUUGGCAGAUUGGACAAAGCAAAGUAUUUCUGAAGUACAAUCAUAGUGAAAAGCUGGCUGAGCUUUCAGAUGAAGGAAACCGGAAACUUAUUCUGUGUCAAUCAGUGACUCGAAGAUUUAUUGCACAACGAUUAUUUUAUAAACUUUUGAAUGAAAGCAAGAAACAGAGAACUGAAGUUGCAGAAAUGCUUCAAGCUAUAGAAUCAAGCAAUGAGACUUUUUCCAAAGGAUGCCACAUGCUAAAGGAACUUGAUGAGCAACGUCUGAAGGAGCAGCGAGAACGAGAGGAGCAAGAAAGACGAGAACGAGAGGAGCAAGAAAGACGAGAACGAGAGGAGCAAGAAAGACGAGAACGAGAGGAACAGGAACGCAGAGAACGAGAGGAGCAAGAAAGACGGGAACGAGAGGAACAAGAAUGCAGAGAACGAGAAGAGCAAGGAAGACAGGAACAAGAGGAACUGGAAUGCAGAAAACAAGAGAAGCGAGAAAGGCUUAUCGAGGAACAGGGACAAGAAAAUGCAAUCAAACACUCAAACCAAGAUGAUAAGUUACAAGAGGAGUCUCUUAUUGAUGAGAACAUGCCCAUGCCACCUCCACCACCUCUCAAUGACACAAAGCUUGCUGACAAAUCGAUGGUGUUUCCACCACCUCCACCACCAGUCACAGAGACUACGUUAGGUCAAACACCCGCUUUGCCACCACCACCUCCACCAAUACCGGAUAGUGCUGCUGUUCCUUCACCACCUCCACUCCCACCAUCAGUAAUAACUUCUGUUGCUCCACCUCCUCCACCACCACCACCACUGCCAACGUCACAGUUAAAUGGCGUUGCUCCAUUACCACCACCGCCACCACCACUACUAUCAUCAUCACAGGCAGUGGUAGACAAUUUGAAUGAGGUGUCUGAGAGUGGACGUAUGGAGGACGUGUAUGAUGACGCUAGCUCUUCAGUACCCAAACCAAGUAAUGGACAUACAGAGGAGAUAUAUGACGAUGCCAGCUCAGUAGUAGGCAAGCCAGGUGAACUCGAUUUGACGAAUAAGUCGGAGCCUGGAGCUUUGGGUGACAAUUACAUGUAUAUGAAGUCAAAUCCAAUUUUGUCUCCCGGUAAUAGCAAACUGUCACACGAGGAUAACCACUUAUAUACAACACCUCUAUCAUCAUCAGCUUUGCAUUCUGGUUUGGUCGCAUCUUCGUCGAGUUCAGACCACAUCUAUGAUGAAACGGGGUUUGUCCCUGACAACGUGUUAAAAGCCUUAUCAGGUAGCCAAGGAGUGUAUAUAGAACUAGAGAACACAGACGGUGUUCCUCGGCCUCCACCCCCACCUCCUUUGCCAGGUAAACAGUCUGGAAAUUCUGGCAACCUUCCUGCCUGGGCAUUGGAACCUGACGAUUACGCAGAACUCGAUGACGUCAAGAGUGGUGUGUUACCACCAACCCCUAGCAUACCUGCUCCUCCGCCACCGCCACUGCCUCCAUUGUUUGGGUAUAAAGGACCUCCUGUCAAUAAGGCAGCUGUUGCUGUCUUAGCUAUAUCAUCAUUAAAUAUUCCUCCUCCACCGCCAUUGCCUAAUUCAAUUGUUCUGCCUGUGCCUGCUGCUGGGGCUCCUCCACCACCGCCACCAUUGCCACCUGGUUUUCCUGGUGUGCUGCCUGUAAGGACUGCUUCUGGUGGUGCUUCCGCUCCACCACCACCACCACCACCACCACCAUUGUUACAAUCCAGCAAAUCUCCCCACCAGCCGCCUCUUGGUCUUCUUGCUGCUCUUGGCAAUGUUAAGCUGAAGGGAGUAGCAUCUGGAGGGACUAAUGGCUCACCUGCAGCCGGGUCUCAUGAUCUUGUUGCUGAGUUGUCUGCAGGAGUAAAGUUGAAAGCGUCGCCUAAGCUUCGAAAGAGCAUGUAUCGAUGUGAUUCACCAGUUCAAACAGCAGAACAUUCUGAAGGCCCGAAAGAAACUCAUUUGUCUGUGAAGCCUGCUAUAGACCUUCCACCUCCGCCUGCAAGUGGAGUAGAUUCACAAGAUAGUGGUUCAUAUAUACCUGCUCUAGUAGUUCGCAAAGCACCAAACUCUCACACUAAUGCAGCUUUGAAGGCCUUGCCGGUUAUCAGUCACAAAACUUCGAAAGGAAGUAAUAUUCCCAAUGAGAAGAACGUGGAAGUGGAAGGAAGUAGCGUUCCUAUUUGGAAACAACAGAUGUUACAAAGAAGGAAGCAAGCAGCUAAGAUACAGGAAGAGCUUCAACAGCAAGAUGAGACAACCGAUGAUGCAAAAUGGGAAGGGGUUCCAUCCUGGAAGCGUAGAAUUCUUGAGGAGAAGGAGAAAAAAGCAACUGCUGCUCUAGCUCCACAGAAAGAAAAAGAGCGUCAGCAGCAAGAAGCCGAUACCAAGCUAGCAAACAUGCCCGAGUGGAAACGACAGUUAGUACUAAAGAAGCAGGGGAAAUUGUAGUUUAAUUAAGUACAAGCUGUUUCUAAAUUUAUUUCAAUAAGAAGUGGAUAUAGGUAUAUUGGCAUAGAUGGAGUUGUGGAAUUAUUAUUGAAAUUGCUUGUUAUAAUGAA